Messenger RNA from Schistocerca cancellata (South American locust), 2204 nucleotides. RefSeq names its product mitochondrial uncoupling protein 4 (gene Ucp4A). The record is from RefSeq and is a predicted model, not a curated record. Gene Ontology annotation, cellular component: mitochondrial membrane. Gene Ontology annotation, biological process: mitochondrial transport; response to cold. The coding region runs from base 266 to 1231 and encodes 321 amino acids. The transcript is spliced from 8 exons. Lineage: Eukaryota; Metazoa; Arthropoda; Insecta; Orthoptera; Acrididae.
UGGUCGGGGUUGUGUUGCCUUUCAUUUCUGUAGUACGGUUGUAAGGGCUUUGGAAUAGAACAAACGAGUGUCAAGUACUGUACUUCUGCUCCGUAGCUUUGAGGUACAAAUUAGUACGUCUUCGACAGGAAAUGUGAUGGGUUACACCGGGCGUUGAUCAGCUGAUCGUGAACACAAAAACAAACUUGGCGUCUAGUAGUAAACACGUAUGUUCUACGGUGUGACGCUUUCUGAAUAACUCAGCUGAAUACAUGAUCGCCGCAGAAUGGUGCCUCCCCCCGUCCCCCCGAAAACGUCGUAUGCCGAUACCUUUUGGUGCACGUACAUCGUGUCAGUUGUUGCUGCCAGUAUAGCAGAAGUUGUUACAUACCCCUUGGACUUAACUAAAACCAGGCUGCAAAUACAAGGGGAAAAGGCAGCAGCGGCAGCAGCAGCAGGAAACGGAAACUUAAAUGGCCCUUACAGGGGAAUGCUGCAAACUGGUGUUGGAAUUGUUCGAGAAGAGGGCUUUUUGAAACUGUGGCAAGGAGUAACACCAGCUAUCUACAGACAUGUAGUGUACUCUGGCAUCCGUAUUGUCACAUAUGAGAAAAUGCGUGAUCAACUUUUUCACAAAGAUCUGGACGGUUCUUUUCCUGUAUGGAAAUCAGCCAUUAGUGGUGUUACAUCUGGAGCAUUGGCACAAUUUGUUGCUAGCCCUACAGACCUUGUAAAGGUACAGAUCCAGAUGGAAGGGAAGAGAAGACUACUCGGUAAACCACCAAGAGUUCAUGGCACACUGCACGCAUUUCAGAAGAUACUGGCAAAAGGUGGCAUCAGAGGUCUAUGGAAAGGCUCAAUACCAAAUGUUCAGAGAGCAGCUCUUGUAAAUCUUGGUGAUCUCACAACAUAUGAUUCUGCAAAGCAGUUUAUACUUACUCACACGUCACUACCAGAUAGCCAUCUAACUCACAUGCUUUCCAGUGGAUGUGCUGGACUUGUGGCUGCUACUAUGGGCACACCAGCCGAUGUUGUAAAGACACGUAUCAUGAAUCAACCUACAGAUGCAAGUGGAAAAGGGAUAGUCUACAAGUCUUCACUUGACUGCUUGGUGAAAACAGUUCAAAAUGAAGGAUUUUUGGCACUCUACAAAGGUUUUCUUCCAGUGUGGAUUCGCAUGGCUCCAUGGUCCUUAACUUUCUGGUUGUCUUUUGAGCAAAUACGACAUACCAUAGGUGGUUCAGCUUUCUGAAUAAGAAAGCAGUGUAUUAUUGCCACUCUGUACAACUUUCAUUAUUUUGUGUGAACUGUACAAUAGUAAUUUUGUUCAUAACUUUGUUCAUAGUUACAUUAUGUUUUAGUAUGUUCUGCACAAAAGUUCAUACAGGCUGUGAAGAUCACAAAAUAUUUCUGUAAAGUAGUAUCAGCUACCCCAGCUGCAGACACUAAUCUUCAUAGAGUUUCAUCAGUUGUAUCAGAAAAUUACAAAAGUUGUAGGUAUCAUUUAUCAAAUACAAAUUUUCAUAAUUAUUCAUUAGCAGCAAAAUAAUGCAAGGAGGUAUUUAUUAUUUGAAAAAAUGUAAAUAAGAGUACAGUAAACAGUUUGCCUGUUUAAUACACAAGACUCCUGUGAAUUAAUCUCUUAAGAUAAACUGAACUGGAUGUUACAACCACACUUCACCUGUUGCACCUGAUUUAUGCUCUACUGUGUAGAAAAUACUACUACAAAGAUAAAUCUGGUGUAGAAUUCCAAGCAAAAUUAUUGUUAUCAGGGUCCAAUGUCUGAGAAUAUUGAGUGAUCAAAUAAUCUGUAGUAUUAUUUUCUCCAGGAAUAUAAAUAAAUGAACAGAGACUUUUCUGGACAUUCCUGGUGUGUACUAUUAGGUAUGAUCCGAUUUGUAUCAAAUCACAUGUUAGUGCCAACAUUCUGUUACAGUUGUUAUUUUUAACUUUUUAUUGCAAGUAUAAAUACAAGUGUUGGUUUCCUCAAAAGUAUUAGAAAAACACGUGGUCAUCAUAUAAUGCGAACUAUGGUACAGCCAUAGACAGUGUAUAGGGAUUUCUGCUCCCAGAGGGUAACAUACUUCCCUGUUUUUUUCUCAUCACUGAGUGUUGUGUCUGCAUGUUUCACGUCACUGUGUAAUCUCAGGCAGGAUAAAAAAUCCUUUAAAAUUCAUUAAUUGCUACAAAAUGAAGAAAAGAAAAAAAGGGAGAUUGAAAUGCAA